Messenger RNA from Toxotes jaculatrix (banded archerfish), 3974 nucleotides. RefSeq names its product protein FAM83G (gene sack1gb). The transcript is spliced from 5 exons. Lineage: Eukaryota; Metazoa; Chordata; Actinopteri; Toxotidae. Bases 772 to 3321 code for a protein of 849 amino acids. The record is from RefSeq and is a predicted model, not a curated record.
CAGACACAGACCGGCUCCAGCUCCACCACGUACACUGCAUGCCGGACCUUAAGCCCGGACGGACGAAAACAAGAAACCGCCGUGUACUCUGACCCAGUGAAAGCUGAGACUCGUACGCGCCCCGUUAGUGAAAUUUAAGGGUGUUUUUUUUUUGUCUUUUGGGGGAACUCAACAGUUGCCAUUUUCGAACAGCUGUGAACCGCUGUCUGACUCCGGCACUCCGACAAAGAAAGAGAAAAGUGACUCGUCAGCGCAACAGACUGAGUCACACGGAGUUUCGACACAUUUAAAGGAGAAUUAAUGACUUAUUUUUCUUUCUCAAGUGCCUGUUCCGCUCUAGAUUGACUCACUGGUAGACACACAGACGCACACUCAUCCACCCAGACAGCCGCCUGCCUCCGCGUUUGCCGGGCCCCGCGGCUGGUGCAGCUGAAACGGGCCGCCGCUGCACUUACGCGGCCCCUGUCAGGUGAAAGGCGUGGCGCUGGGCGGGGGGGAGCUUUGAUCUAACAACACCUGAGUGUGUGAGAGUAACCGGAGAGCUGGGCAGGGCUGGAUCCCUUGUUGAGGAGCUGCUCUAGCGGUUUAUUUACCUCAGAUGAAAAUCGUUUGUCAGCGGAGGAGCUCUCAUCUCGGGCCCAGGUCACGCGGACGCGUUAUGAACCGUAAUGACAAAUCGCACUUUUCCGAAGUUUGACCCUUACGACGGGAAACUGGGUCAGCGUGGUUUCAGCGCUUAACUGUUUAUUGACCGGCGGAUACACUGAGGCCAUGGCGCUGUCUCAGAUCCAGUGUCUGGACGACCACCACGUCAACUGGCGCGUGAGCGAGAGCAAACCGGAGUUUUUCUACAGCGAAGACCAACGGCUGGCGCUCGAGGCGCUCAUCAACCAGGGCCGCGACGCCUUUGCGGAAUACACCCGAGAGAAUGGCGUCCGGGAGUUCCUCUCAGAACCGGAGCUGGAGCGGAUUGCACACACGGCGGAGGCCUACCGGCCCGGGUACGAGCAUCAUCAGAAACCAGAGACGCCAGGCCUGGGGAACAUCACCCCGGGGUCUGGGGAAGAAGCCGGAGACGGCGAGGUGUCGCUCCAGUACUGGCCAGACCGGUCUGAGGCCUCGGUGGCUGAGCUGGACCUCGGCUGGCCCGAGGCCAUCUCUUACCGGGGGGUGACGCGCGUGACCGUGUACACCCAGCCUCCAACCGAGGGUCACACGCACAUCAAGGAGGUGGUGCGGAAGAGCAUUGCAUCAGCUCAGAAGGUAAUAGCCGUGGUGAUGGAUGUGUUCACAGAUGUGGAUAUCUUUCGAGACCUGCUGGAUGCAGCAUACAAACGCAAAGUUCCUGUAUACAUAAUCAUUGACAUGGCUGCAGUCCCCUGCUUUCUUUCCAUGUGUGGCAGAGCUGAUAUGCACCGUGGACACCUAAAGAAUCUGCGCGUGCGCUGCUGUGGAGGUGUGGAGUUCUUCACGCGGUCAGCACAGAAGGUGCGUGGCUCGCUGAGCCAGAAGUUUCUCUUGGUGGAUGGAGACAGAGCCAUCUCUGGUUCAUACAGUUUCACCUGGUCCUCCUCUCGUUUGGACCGUAACCUCAUCACUGUGAUCACAGGACAGGCAGUGGAGACAUUUGACCUGCAGUUCCGUGACCUUUACCUCAUGUCCAGAGGUGUGUCUCUCAACAAGGUUCCCAUGGUAGAUGAACCAAUUCCUGACCCGCUCCCUCAGGCAGCUCCUGUUCCUGUGUCAGCUACUGUUGCUAGGAAGCUCAUCAACCCCAAAUAUGCCCUGGUUGCCGCGGGAAGUCCAGCCUCCUCUGACCAGAACUCUAGCAACAAGAACUCAAACUCUCAGAAUCCCACUGGGUUAAAAAUUAUGAAAGGUCGUCUUAAGGAGGUUAUCGAAGAGCCACCCACGCACCCAGGAUUAGCCAAUCUGGAGAAAGCAUACCUGAUCGCAUACCUACCCACCUGGCCAGAGCCAGACCCACCCAGCGACGUGAUUGGCUUUAUCAACAUCAGGGAUGAAAAACGGGCCAAUCAGGUUCACCUACAGAGGUCAGAGAGGUUUGAGGUCAGUCAGGCUAUACGCUUCAGCGCACCACUGACAGUUCCAGCCCAGACUGAGGAACCUGCUUCAGAUCAGAACGCAAACGCUGCAGAAACAGACAAAAAUCCCUCAGCGGAUACAAGUCCAGAAGCCUCUGCUCCUGUGAGUUCAACCAACAAAGAGAAAAUACACACUGCUCCAGUUAAAGACCAGACUGAUACAACAGAUUCCAGUGGGGCCCCUCAGCAGCCGAAGACACCACCAACACAAGACACACACAAACCAAAUACACGCAGUCCCAACUCAUCAUCCAAUGUUACUGCUGAUUCACAGCCAACAGACAACACUAAACAAAGCCCAGAGGCACAAACUGCAGCACCUCCCGUUCCUAAACGGCGCACACUACAUUUAGUCAUUGACCCCUCCCCCUCAGAGCAGUCUGACCAACCGCAGGUGACUUUGAUAAAAAUGGACGAGUUGGAAAGUCUAAAUAGCUCCUCUAGCAAAAAUAGAACCCCGGAGGAGCUGACGCCAAGUCGUGGCCGCAUAACAUCAAAAGAUGACGGCAGAGACUCUGGCAGCAACGACGAUGGCAGCCAAGACAGUACCAAGGUCAUGUGUGACCGAGCAGCCAAUGAUGAUCCUUCAAGUGCUUCCACGGCGUCAGAGGAGGAGUUUUAUGAUUCUCAGCAGAAGUCAAGUGACCUGAUGACAAACGGAGUGACAACAGGUUCAGGCCACGGGCAUCGCCAAGGAGAGGGGUUCAACAUGAUGGCCCGCCUCUCUCAGAGCAUGCUGGACCUACGGGAGCCCACCCAAACAGAGGACAGCGCUGCCCUCAUCCGCCAAUCACAGCAGCUGCGCAGACGAGAUCACCCCUCACCACACAGGCACAUAGGACAGUUGUUCCAGACCUCAAGAUCUCCAGGUCCUGAUGCACGACAGCGAGGACCUAAAGUAAUCAUUGCCAAACCGGGAAGUUACCACCGCCCCACUCGAGCAGCUGGACAUGUGAUUGGAGGACACCGUUACUGGCAGGGCCAAACGCUGCAGCCUGAUUCAGCCCAGGCGCGCGCAGACACAAGGUCCAGUCGGUCGCCACGGCGCCACAGCCCGGGAUACAGUAAGACAGACCACACCAUGCCACAGCCGCCAGCUAAUCCACCAGGGUUACUUGGAGUUUCUCUCUCAAAACUGAGCAAUUUUAGACAAUUGAGGGGACGAGGAGGAGUGUCACAGAAGAAAGUGUAUCAGAAUAACAAGGCUACCAGAUAAAACUAUGGACCUGUACAGGUACACAAGGAUGCUUUUUGAUUUUAUAGACUUCCUGCAAAAAAAAACCUGGUGACCCUUCAAUGUGGAAUCUUUUCUAUCUCUGGGAUGCAUGUCAUUUCCUGUUUUCAAACCCUGAGGCUCAACAUAAAAGGACUUUUUCGUUGGGAUCUUUUGACUAUGUCAACAAAAGUUGGCAAUUUGAUGAUGUGUUUUAAGAGAUAUUAUCUGUAAAUGAAUCUCAUCUCCUUCCCACCAAAUGCUCCCUGGGCUUCAGACUGGAUGGUUUCAGCAGUGUCUGGUAGAUAAUGAAAUUUAGAGGAAGAUACUGAUAUCUGGGAGGAAACUAACCCUGGAAAUAAUAUAUCAGCUGGUAUUUAAGUUUACAAACAAAUGCAUAAACACAGCAAGGAUCCCUCAAGCUUAGUUAAAAAAAAGAGCAAAGAUUUACAGGAUUUACGCAUCAGACUCUAGUGUUGACACGACUGUGAUUGGUUUCUGAUGGUGCAAAUGUAAGGCUGCUGUGUUGAUUGCUUUUACACAUGUGGGCAGAUGUUGUUGAUUACCUGUUCAUAUACAGAGACCAGGCGUAUGCAAUGAUAAACACUGAUGUGGGGACCAAAAGUGAAUGUUUUCAAUAAAAAAGACAGAUUGUU